AAAAAAGUUGUAAUUUAAGUAAAAGAGAAAAAGAAUCAAACCCUAAAAUCAGAUUUCAACAGCCUACGAUCUUCUCUUUUUCAUCGGUUCGUCUUCAGCGCUAAUUGGACUGAGCAACUCCAUUUUCCAGACCUACGCCGUUUGCCGCCGACCCUCACUCUCCUUCACAAUCUCCCCGUCGCCACCGUCGGUCUAUUUCAAAGCUCUUCUUUUUCUCCCUCUUUGUCAACUCUCAUUAUUAGAUCAAAAUGGCAAGCUCAAGUGAGAGUGAACGCAAGGAACCAGUGAACGAGCAAAUGGUUGCAAACAUGUAUGGCGCUUUAAGGUCAGAAUUGAAUCAGAUAUACUCAAAAAUCACAGAACUCGAAAUGGAAGCCAGUGAACACUCUCUGGUUAUUUCCGCAAUUGAGCCACUUGACCCAUCAAGAAGAUGCUACAGAAUGAUCGGUGGAGUGCUGGUUGAAAGAACCAUCAAAGAGGUCCUGCCGGCUGUCCAACGCAACAAAGAGGGACUCGAGGAGGUUAUUUCGAGACUCAAUGAGGCAUUGGAGAAGAAGAAGAAGGAGAUAUCUGACUUGGAGGCCAAAUACAAGAUCAGGAUUAGAAAGCCUGAUGGCGAGGCUAAGGAGGAAGACAGUGGGCGGAAAGAAGGUGCAGCCCAAGGAGUCCUAGUAGGCCCUGCAGGUGAAAGCUAAAACUCUCGACCCCUUCAUGAACUUUUAUCAUUAUAUUCUUGUAGUUUUUCAUCCUGAUGGUUCACUGUUAUAAGCAUGUUUGUGUGAAUUUUUGUUUUGACAAACUUCCAGUUCUCAAUAGGAAGAUUCCAGGACUUGUAUGGUAUAUAUAGAUUGAUUUUGAGGGGAAAAAAUUGAAUUCUCAUUGUUUUGAUCUGUUAUGGAAGUUUUUCCCUCUAGUUUUAGAAUACUCUCUUCGAACUUCACUAGUUUUGAUUAUGCUGCAAUGGAUUACUCUUCCUUCUUAACACAAA
Cucumis sativus (cucumber) is the source of this 988-nucleotide messenger RNA. RefSeq names its product probable prefoldin subunit 2. Gene Ontology annotation, cellular component: prefoldin complex; cytoplasm. The transcript is spliced from 2 exons. The record is from RefSeq and is a predicted model, not a curated record. Gene Ontology annotation, molecular function: protein folding chaperone. Lineage: Eukaryota; Viridiplantae; Streptophyta; Magnoliopsida; Cucurbitales; Cucurbitaceae. The coding region runs from base 249 to 695 and encodes 148 amino acids. Gene Ontology annotation, biological process: protein folding.